AUGACGUUCCUCCGGAAGCUUAGGAGCCGGACAGCUGCUUUUCUGCCUCUCUCCCUGCUCUUUUUGAAGAUUCUGCAACCAGGGUACAGCCACCUUUAUAGCAACCGCUACGCUGGUGAUAAGGUGAUCAGACUUACUCCCAGUACAGAAGAAGAAGCAAAUGCACUGAAGAAAAUGUACCACCAACUUAAGGUGGACCUGUGGCAUCCCAGCAGUAUCUUCCAUGUAUCAAAAGGAGCAGUUACUGAUGUUCAUAUUCCCAAAAAUGGUUCCCAAGUCCUGUUAGCCUUCUUACAGGAAGCCAACAUCCAGUACAAGAUCCUUAUAGAAGAUCUUCAGAAAACACUGGAAAAGGCAAGCAGUUUGCGAACCCAGAGAAAUCGAAGAUACCUUUCUGGAUAUAAUUAUGAAGUUUAUCACUCCUUAGAAGAAAUUCAAAAUUGGAUGCAUCAUCUGAAUAAAACUCAUUCAGGCCUCAUUCAUGUGUUCUCUAUUGGAAAAUCAUAUGAGGGAAGGUCUCUUUUUGUUUUAAAGCUGGGCAGAAGAUCACGAACUUACAAAAGAGCUGUCUGGAUAGACUGUGGUAUUCAUGCAAGAGAAUGGAUUGGUCCUGCCUUUUGUCAGUGGUUUGUAAAAGAAGCUCUUCUAACAUAUAGGAGUGACCCAAUCAUGAGAAAAAUGUUGAAUCAUCUGUAUUUCUAUAUCAUGCCUGUAUUUAACGUUGAUGGAUACCACUUUAGCUGGACCAGUGAUCGAUUUUGGAGAAAAACAAGGUCAAGGAACUCAAGGUUUCGCUGCCGUGGAGUUGAUGCCAAUCGUAACUGGAAAGUGAAAUGGUGCGAUGAAGGAGCUUCUAUGCACCCUUGCGAUGAUACCUACUGUGGACCUUUCCCAGAAUCUGAGCCGGAAGUGAAAGCUGUAGCCACCUUCCUCCGAAAACACAGGAAGCACAUUAGGGCUUACCUCUCCUUUCAUGCAUAUGCUCAGAUGUUGCUAUAUCCCUAUUCUUACAAAUAUGCAACAAUCCCCAAUUUCAGCUGUGUGGAAUCUGCAGCUUAUAAAGCUGUGAAUGCACUUCGGUCGGUAUAUGGGGUACAAUAUAGAUAUGGACCUGCCUCCAGCACAUUGUAUGUGAGCUCUGGUAGCUCAAUGGAUUGGGCCUACAAAAAUGGAAUACCCUACACAUUUGCUUUUGAACUUCGUGACACUGGACAUUUUGGAUUUUUACUCCCAGAGAUGCUCAUCAAACCGACCUGUACAGAGACCAUGCUGGCUGUGAAGAACAUCACAAUACACCUACUAAAGGAAUGUCCCUGAGACAGCCCAAGGGUCAGGGCAACCACCAGAGAGAGAGCUAAUUCUGUGCAAGAGCCACCCGGCAGUGGGGGAAAUUUUAUUUUAAAGAGAAGAGCAAUUUCUUAGAAUGAACAUAUCUGUGCACUUUAAAAGGACCAACUCAUGCAAUUCACAUUUCUGUGGCAAUAAAAAAUUGGUAAAAAAAAAAAAA
Molecule: messenger RNA, 1507 nt
Organism: Lynx canadensis (Canada lynx)
Lineage: Eukaryota; Metazoa; Chordata; Mammalia; Carnivora; Felidae
Gene: CPA6
Product: carboxypeptidase A6
Exons: 11
Coding region: 1-1317 (438 amino acids)
Biological process (GO): proteolysis
Molecular function (GO): zinc ion binding; metallocarboxypeptidase activity
Source: RefSeq, a predicted model, not a curated record